Messenger RNA from Monoraphidium neglectum, 462 nucleotides. RefSeq lists its product as hypothetical. Bases 1 to 462 code for a protein of 153 amino acids. The transcript has 2 exons. The record is from RefSeq and is a predicted model, not a curated record. NCBI's taxonomy places the organism in Eukaryota, Viridiplantae, Chlorophyta, Chlorophyceae, Sphaeropleales, Selenastraceae.
AUGUAUAGGGAGGUCGUCCGCGGCAUCAUCGAGGAGGUCAAGCCCUCCUGCGUAGCGCUCGAGCAGCCGCCGGCAGACGCGGGUGCGGGCGACGCCUCCACCAGCGCCAGCGGCAGCAGUGGCGGCGGCAGCAGUACCCCCUCCUGGAUCCAGGCCUUCCUUGAGAGCUUCGACGCUAUCGUUUGCGAAGACAACCUGUCACCCGCCCUGCCCAGCCGCCGCCAAGUCACCGGUGGCGACGAGGCCGCGCUCCGGGACCUGCGGGCGCGCCUCGCCGCUGCGGGCGCGCCCGGCGCGCGCGUAGGGCGGGAUGUGCUGGACCCCGAUGAGCACUAUGGCUUCUACGCACAUAAUGAGCUGGCGCGGUUCCCUGAGAGGGUGACAGACGCGUGGCAGCUGCUCGGGGAGUGGGGUUACCUGCCUGGUGAGUGCCCCAACAAGGGCUGCAAGCCGCUGGAGUGA